Pseudo-nitzschia multistriata is the source of this 840-nucleotide messenger RNA. Lineage: Eukaryota; Bacillariophyta; Bacillariophyceae; Bacillariales; Bacillariaceae. The record is from the annotation of a GenBank genome assembly.
AGGAAGCAGCGCUAGCACCAAUCAGAAAGACACAGCAUUGAGAGAAACUCGAAUCAUUCCGAUUGACGGUUAGAUAACAUGAAUUCGGCGACCCGAUUGUUCUCGCAUGCGGCUCGGCGUGCGGCGGUCAGCAACGCCACACCGGCACUCCAUCCUUGCGAUUCGCUUCUCCGAGAGACCACCCGCACGUUUGUUGUGGCCGCAUCCACGCCAUCUGUUUCCUUGUGGAGCGACAUGGGGACGGAUUCUCGUUCGCAGCAAGCAACAACAACAACCAACGAGGAUGAGCAGCGUCGCUUCCGUUCGAACCGAUCCCGCCGGGGCCUGUACGACGGAAAGGACAUCCGAACCGGAAACAACCUCUCCUUUUCGAUGAGGCACACCAAGCGAACCUUCAAGCCAAAUGUUUUUGUCAAGCGUGUUUAUUCGGAAAUCCUGGACGAAAUGGUACAGUUCCACCUCACCACCUCGACACUGCGGUCCAUCGACAAGUGCGGUGGCCUGGACAACUACCUAUUGACGAGCAAACACAUCACGUCCGGAGAAGGACUCAAGACCAAGAAACGAAUCAUAAACACUCUAAAAUACAACGAACGGAAAGCUCGGAAGCUAGAACAAGGAAACUAGAAAAAGCUACCAGGGAAUCACAGAGUCAAUAUUUGCCGAUUGCUUCUAUUUGUUGCGACAAAUUCCAAGACGGCAAGGAAGGAAGAAGGGAAAAAAGUGAGAGGGGAUUUGUAGAGCACUUGGGAGUGGAUUCAGUCCUUGAAAACGGAAACAAAAGAGUACUUUCAUGAGUGGUAAAGAUAGAGCAAAUGGCAAUAAAGAAUUUGAACCUGA